Chanos chanos (milkfish) is the source of this 714-nucleotide messenger RNA. It is a transcript of the gene pgpep1l, whose product is annotated as pyroglutamyl-peptidase I like. Gene Ontology annotation, biological process: proteolysis. Lineage: Eukaryota; Metazoa; Chordata; Actinopteri; Gonorynchiformes; Chanidae. The record is from RefSeq and is a predicted model, not a curated record. Gene Ontology annotation, cellular component: cytosol. Gene Ontology annotation, molecular function: pyroglutamyl-peptidase activity. Bases 1 to 714 code for a protein of 237 amino acids. The transcript is spliced from 5 exons.
AUGGGUUCAGGCGAUGAAGUUGUAGUCAUAACUGGAUUUGGUCCGUUCAGGCAAUACUUGGUGAAUCCAAGUUGGGAGGCAGCAAAGGGUUUGAAAAUAAUAGGACUUGGAGAUGGCUUAAAGGUCCACAUCCAAGAGGUCCCUGUGAGUUAUUCCAAAGCCAUGGAAGCCAUCACGAACAUCUGGCAGACUGUGAAGCCAAAGGUUGCUGUCCAUCUCGGCAUAGCGCCAGGAUCCAGAUGCAUUACUUUGGAGCAGAGAGGGAAGAACCAGGGUUAUAAGGGCAGAGAUGUUUGUGGUUUGUGCCCAGCCAAUCACUGUUGCAUUGUGGGAGGACCAGAUACACUAGACUCCAUCAUAGAUAUGAAGUCUCUGACAAAGCAUCUGAAAAGUUUGGAUCUGGAUGUGAUUUACUCCAGGGAUGCUGGGAGGUAUUUGUGUGAUUUUACCUAUUACUGUUCGCUGUACCAUGGCCAGGGCAGGGCUGCUUUCAUUCAUGUGCCUGCCUCAGGCAGUCUGGCAUGUCCAGCAAGGCUGGUGCCUCUGCUACACAGCAUCAUCCAGGCCAUGCUGUGCCAACUGGACACCCCAAAGCAGACAGCACCCACGGCCAGUGCAGACUACAAACAGACCCAUGCAGAGCAGGUUCAGAAGUCCUUCAGUCAGUCACAAGCAGCACACAAAGAUAACCACUUACAGGGUGGUGCGCAAUAA